Ylistrum balloti is the source of this 1754-nucleotide messenger RNA. Its product is annotated as ubiquitin-conjugating enzyme E2 U-like. Lineage: Eukaryota; Metazoa; Mollusca; Bivalvia; Pectinida; Pectinidae. The record is from RefSeq and is a predicted model, not a curated record. The transcript has 10 exons. Bases 99 to 1088 code for a protein of 329 amino acids.
CAUAGCUGUCUUUCAUUCGAAGGAUUUAACACACUAGACUGAUCUAUCAUUUACUAUAAAAUAAGCAAAUCCGAGACGGUAGUUUAUAAAGAGACAAAAUGUUUUCCAGGGCACAUUUGCUAAUAGAACGAGAAUAUGAAAAACUUUGUGAAGCCCCACCUUGGGGAAUAGAAGCCAGACCACUAAAAGAUGACAACAUAUUUGAAUGGGCAGCCAAAAUUAAAGGUUUAAAGAACACAUUAUGGCAAGGUGGCAUAUUUCGUGUGUAUGUGAAGUUUGAUGAGCACUUUAGCCAAAAACCUCCUGAAAUCUGUUUCCACACCAUUCCGUUUCAUCCUAAUGUGGAUAUGAUUACUGGCCGUCCAUGUAUAGACUUCCUCGACGAUCUUUCCAAGUGGAAGGAAUCCUACAGUUUAUCAUACAUUCUCAUCACUAUACAGAAUCUUUUAGCCAAUCCAAACCUUAUAAAACCUGUGAAUCCAGAGGCUGCUGAGAUGAUAAUACACUCUCCUCAUGCUUACAAACAGAUGGUACUAGACUGUGUCGCCUCUAGUCAAAGGGUAGACGCUGGUGUGACAUCUCAUCAUGAUAUGGAAUCAAGGGUGAGGUUCACCACCCCUGAGAAGAUACCCACGAGACAGCCCACACAACGGACGGCAGGUUCUCGGAUAUCACGUCUGUCAUUUGAUGAUUACCACACCACUUGGUGUGGCAUUGCUACCUCUAAAUCUACGCCAGAAAUGAAAAAUCCAUUGCUGGAAUCCAUCAAAGAUCAGCCCUUGCUGCAGAAAGCUCACUUAGGUCUCCCACAAGAAGAAAUAGAGGAACAAAUGAAAAGACAAAUUGAAGAGCAUGAUGAUUUGAUGUACGGAAAGUUCACAGAUAAACCAGUGGCAGAGGAUGAGAAAGCAGCAAAGAUGGCCAAACUGAACAGAAUGAGAAAAAUAUAUCUUCCUCCUAGAAUAUCCCCGACUCCUUCAGCUGUCCCACCUCCCAGUACAGGGAAGAGAGAUGAUCCGUUGGAUGAAGAAGUGGAGGACUUGUUAGCAUGGUCUUCUAAACUAGAUGCCACUACAGUAGAUACAUGACAAUACAAAUCUGUAGUUCUAUAAUACAGUUUCUGUAAUCAUCACACAUGUUGUGGUGAGAUGUCCCAUAGCAUACAGUUACAAUGUUAACACAAACUGUAUAACUGUUCAUGUUAUCAACAGGUCAUGAUGGUCCCUGUACUUUGACUCAUAUGGAAUUCUGGAUUUUCUUUUCACAAGUAACUAUAUUAAGAGAAAUAUUUCUACAUUUGUAAUGCAAGAAAUAUGUGUACCUUUGAAUAUAGUGAUAAUUGUUUUAUUCACAGGGUCACAGGAACAUUUAUCAGUUGGUUUGGUUUUUUCUCAGGACAUCAAAAUUAUAGUAGAGUGUAUUAUCUAUGUCCGUCCAUCCCAUCACAUCACAUCCUGUCCAAUUCAGAAUCAAAGUUUUAUUUUAAGAACUUUUAAACACACUUGUUUCAUAUUUACCCCCAUUAGUACCACAGCAUUAAAGUCUAAACCUUAUCAUAUUAAGAUGAUUGUCAGUCAAGGUUAAAGGUCAAAGGUUGCAUUUGACAACUUUUACAAAUUCAUCAGUUAAUGAUACAUCUAUAUAUGGAGGCAGGGGCAUUUUCUAGUUUAAGGUAAACAUUGAUUCAUCGUCUCCUUUUCUGAAGUUAUGAUAAUCAUUAUGUAUUUUGUCAUUAUAUUUUUUAGCUACACAUA